This is a messenger RNA of Adineta steineri, 2379 nucleotides long. Lineage: Eukaryota; Metazoa; Rotifera; Eurotatoria; Adinetida; Adinetidae. The record is from the annotation of a GenBank genome assembly.
AUGUUGAAUCCAUAUUAUGAAACAACAUUAGUUUCCCAAUUACUUGAUUCAAUUAAUGAUCAUCUAAAAAUAAUCCAUUCUUCACAAAUGAAACAACAAGAAUCAUCUAUUGAUAACGAUAACGAUGAUGAUGAUCUUUGGCUUAGUGGUCAUCGAUCAAUAUUUUCAUCAUAUGGAAGUCCUUGUCGAAAAAUAAAAUCUUCAUUUCAUGAAAGUCAAUAUGAUGGUUUUCAUUGGGAUCUAUAUGGAAAUCAAAAUUAUCAUCAUCUUGCAUUUGAAUAUGACCAACAAAAUAUUUGUCCACCAACACAUCUGUCUGAAUGGUCAAUGCAUUUAGAUUCCGAUAAUAUUGAUGAUACAACAUUACCAUUGAAUACACGACAAACAUCAUGGCAAACGAUCAAAACAAAAUCUAUAAAUUUAAGUUGUUCAUCAACGAAUACAUCUAAUAGUGAUUAUUAUUCACCUAAUCCACUAACAUUAUAUCAUUUAUUUCAACGUACAAAAUCUCAACAACAUCCAUGUCGUUUAUAUGAAAAUUUUAGUGAUAAAAGUUUAUGUAAUUCAUUAACCUCAUCAUCAUCAUCGUCUUCCUCAAAUUCUCGUAAAAUUCCAAUACGAAAAAUUAAACUAAAAAGUCCAACAACUUUCUCUCAAUUAAAUCUAAUAAAUUCGAAACAAAUACAAUCAAAAAGUAAUGUUGAUCAAUGUCUACAAACAUCUCUUAUUCUUUGUGAUACAACUCAAGCUUCUGUCACUCAUUCAGAAAGUACUGAUCAUUUAUUAAAUCAUCCUCCUAGUCAAUCAUCUUUUAUAUCUCAUUAUUCACUGCCUGACCUUGAUUUUCUUACACAUUAUGCGAAAGAAAACCCACCACAAUUAUCAACACUAACUAAUCAAACAAAAUCCAUUUGUACACCGAUGAAAACUAUAUUAUCCGAACCAUUAUCAGACAUUAAAAAACCUACACGUACUGUUUUCUAUUGCAAUAUUAAGCUUCCUAAUCGACCUUCUACUUAUCAUCAUUCAACAUUAUCGAAAAAUAAAUUUGCUAAAUCUAAUCCAACAACGAUAUCUGCAGACGAAAAUGAAACAUUAUCAUCUUCUGUAUGUUCGAGUACAUCAAGUAGUGGUUAUUUUAGUAAUUGUUCAACAAAUCAAACACGUCAUAUUCAAACACCUUUAUCGUCCUGUCCUCUUAAAUCAUGUUUAAAACGUACGAAAAUCGAAGAAACAACUAGAGCAAAUGUUCUUGCUGUAGGUAUUGCUGGUGAUAUAUUUACAUUAGCUUCUGAACGUAUUCAUAAUAAAAAUGAUCGAUCAGAACAUCGACGUUAUUCAGCACCAACUACUAUUUCACAACAAGAAAAUCUUUCAUUAGAAACUAAAACAUGUACAUUAUCUGAACAUGAUCUUAGUGCAAAGAAGAGUGUUAGUUUUUCAAAUGAAAUUACUCGAAAAUUGAUCACACCAUCAAGUAGUCCAAAAUAUCACUAUGAUGAUUAUUAUGAUUUAAUACCACGUGAAAGUUUAACUGAUAGUCCUCCGAGUGAAUUUAAUUUUUCUGAUGAUGACGAUGAUGAUGAAGUUGAAGAACAUCUAGUAAAUUUUAUUGAAGAUACAUCACCAGAUGUAAUAAAACCGUUACCAAUUAAAAAAGGAAGUGAUAAAUAUCUAAUUGAUAUAUUUUCUAAUACAAUUCUUCGUAUAUUAGAAAUUAAAUGUAGUGAUUCAAAGUCUUAUUAUUUAAAUAAUCAAACUAAUCCUGAAUUAGAUCGAACACUUCGUCUAGAUUUUUGUCCUCUAUUACGUGAAGUACUUGAAGAUGGUUUACGACAACAUGCAGGUUCAUUAUUUUCAAGAAAAGUUAAUCUAUGGCGUUUAAUUGAUUUAACAACACCAGCAACUAGUCGAUUUAAUGAAAUAAAAAUGAAAGUACAAUUAGAAUUAUCAUCGAAUAUUGAUUGGAUUGAAAAAUUUAAUUCAUUUAUUUAUCAUUUACUUAAUCUUCAUGAACUUACUUCAUGGUUAACACAUUUUUUUCUACAUCGUACAAUAUUAAAAACUUAUUAUGAAUCAUGGGCAUUUGUCCUUGUUAAUGCGAAUAAUGAUUUAUUUGAAUCUAUUACAAAUCAAUUAGAAAAAUUAUCUCCAUUACCAUUUCGUUUAAAAUAUAAUAAUUUAACGAAUUCAAAAAUCUUAUUAACAAAUCAACGUUUAUCAACAUCGAUAAUACCAAGAAAAUUUAAUGUAAGAUCAUGGUUACGUGAUAGAAAAACUCAAGUUAAAAUUUCACCAAAAGAAACAACUUCAUCGAUAUUACCGAAUAUUUAUUUACGACGAAAAUUUCAUUCAAAUUCCAAUAUUAAAAUAACAUGA